CCCCCUCCAACGCUCCGCGAGAUACGGGCUCCGUGCACCGCAUCAGUCCAUCUCAGUCCCAAUAAAGAAAAAGGAGAAAAGUAGCAGAGAAGAGAGUGCCGUUUCCUUUUCCUCUCUCCCUGUGAAUUUGGGUAUUCAGAAAACCUUCUCAAACCAGUGCGCUGUUUCGAUCCUUCAACCAGCGGUCUCUUUUCACCAUCCGGAAACCCUCGCAGCAGCGGACUGGAUUUUUCACUCGCCGAGGGAUCAGAUAAGUGAUAUUUACAUCAAGGCAUCCUUCUGAUUUUGAUGUUGGGAGUCAUGUACCAUGUUGUUCAAGAUUUCACAUUGCUUGGUAUGCCAAGUUUAUCUAGAACCUGCAGUUCAGGACUCAUUUUCUGAUUCGGCAGCAAAUCUGCAAAUUGUUGUAAAUGUCUCUCUUUAGCAGGUUCUUUUAUAGGAGGCCUCCUGAUGGUUUGCUAGAAUUCCUUGACAGAGUUUAUGUUUUUGAUUCAUGCUUCUCUACCGAGGUUUUAUCUGAUGGAAUAUACCAUAUCUACUUGCGUGAAAUUGUUACUGAGCUCCACGAAGAAUUUGCCGAUUCUUCCUUUCUUGCAUUUAACUUCAGAGAGGGAGAAAAGAGAAGCCAAUUUGCAGAAGUUCUCUGUGAAUAUGAUAUCACUGUCAUUGAUUACCCACGACAGUAUGAAGGCUGCCCUCUUCUUCCUUUGUCUCUUAUUCAGCACUUCCUUCGUGUCAGUGAAAAUUGGCUGUCUCGCAGGAGUAAUCAAAACAUUAUUUUGCUCCAUUGUGAGAGAGGGGGUUGGCCACUCUUAGCAUUUCUUUUAGCUUGUUUUUUGAUAUUUAGAAAAUUGCACAGUGGAGAACGGAAAACUCUAGAAAUUAUUCAUCGUGAGGCUCCUAAAGGAUUUUUACAACUUCUAUCACCACUGAAUCCAUUCCCAUCCCAGCUCCGUUACUUGCAUUAUGUUGCUAGAAGGAAUAUUUCUCCAGAAUGGCCUCCUAUAGAACGAGCUCUUUCUUUGGAUUGCCUCAUUCUUCGUGCUUUUCCAAGCUUUGAUUCUGAUAAUGGAUGCAGACCAUUAGUCCGUAUUUUUGGCUGUAAUCUCCAUAGCGAAGAUGGCCUUUCAACCAGCAUGCUUUUUUCAAUGCCCAAGAAGAAAUCCUUGCGACACUACAGACAGGAAGAUUGUGAUGUGAUUAAAAUUGAUAUCCAAUGCUUAGUUCAAGGUGAUGUUGUCUUGGAAUGUGUUCAUCUUGAUUUUGAUCCAGAAAGGGAGGUUAUGAUGUUCCGCAUCAUGUUCAAUACUGCUUUCAUUCGGUCGAAUAUAUUGAUGCUGAACUGUGAUGAUGUGGACAUACUUUGGGAUUCAAAGUACCUGUAUCCAAAAGGUUUUAGAGCAGAGGUGCUUUUUGGCGACAUUGAAAAAAUCUCUCCUCCCAGAGUUCCAACUGCAACUUUAAAUGGUGAUAUAAAAGGUGGAUUGCCUCUAGAAGCUUUUUCAAGGGUGCAAGAACUUUUUAGUGGUGUUGAAUGGGUUGAAAGCAAUGAUGCUGCUGCCUUUUGCUUGGUCAAACAAAUCUCAGCAAAUUACCUGCAAGAAAAAUUUGAUGUGAAGGAAUUUUCAAGGCUGCAAAGUAAAGUUGGUAUAGGGAUGCCACUGAUCUCACCUUUAGACUCUGAUGAAGAAAAAGAGUCUGUAACUUCAGAUUCUGUUUCUUCAGUGGACCAUGAAAAGGUUCAACAUGGUACAAGCAUCACUACAGAAUUAGAAAACACACCUAAUGAUAAUACAAAUCAAGAUUCUAAUUUGACAGGAUUUGCACAGUCAACUUCCUCUAUGGUUAUGAUUCAGGACAACAGUAUGCCUCCAUUGCCACCACCUUCAAGACCUUCAUUUCCUCCCUCUGCAGUUAGUCUCACAUCUAAACCAUCAGAAACACUCACUGCUCUGCCCCAAGCUCCUCCCUCUCCACCUCAUGAUUCGUCAAAUAAAGUUACUUUUUGGUCCCAUCCUUCCCCUUCUUCGCCUAUGUGUCCGUCAUCUCUACCAUUUGAACCAUCCCGUCUCGCAAUUAAAGAAACCCAAUCAUCCUCAUCGUUGUUAACUUUAUUUAGUGAGUCCAUACCACUGCCACCACCACCACCACCAUUUUCAACCACAAGACCUACAGGGCCUCCAUCUCACCCUCCACCUCUCCCUGUCACAUUUGAUGAAGGUCCUUUAGUGCCUCCUGUCAAUGUAUCUACCAGUUGUCCUCUGCCUCCACCACCUCCUAGUCUUUCUACUAAAAGUAGUUCUAACCCUUUGCCUCCUCCUCCGCCACCUCCAUCUCCUCUUCCUGCCAUAUCAAAUAGGGACCCACCACCACCACCACCACCACCUCCUUUUCCUCCUCCUCCUCCUCCACCUCCCCCUACUAUUUCCAAUAAGAUUCCUCCUCUUCCUCCCCCUUCUAUGUCUACAAAGGCUCCUCCACGCCCACCACCUCCUCCUCCAAGUUUAAUUCAUGUUGACCUUGGUACGGGUUAUGGGCCUCCACCUGCAACUCCACCACCACCACCACCACCACCACCACCACCUACUAUGCCUAAUAAGAUUCCUCCUCCUCCCCCUGCCCCUUUUCCACCUGCUUUGUCUAAAAAGGGUCCUCCCCCCCCUCCUCCACCACCUCCUAGUCUUCCUACUAAAAAUAGUUCUAACCCUUUGCCUCCUCCUCCACCGUCUCCACCUCCUCUUCCUGUUAAAUCAAAUAGGGACCCACCACCACCUCCUCCUCCUCCACCUCCCCCUACUAUUUCCAAUAAGUUUCCUCCUCCUCCUCCCCCUUCUAUGUCCAAAAAGUGUCCCCCACCCCCGCCACCUCCUCCUCCAAGUUCAAUUCAUGUUGACCUUGGUAUGGGUCGUGGGGCCCCACCUCCAACUCCACCACCACCACGACCACCUCCAUCUACUAUUCCUAAUAAGAUUCCUCCUCCUCCUCCUGCCCCUCCUCUACCCACCGUGUCUAAAAAGGUUCCUCCUCCCCAUCCUCCUCCGCCACCUCCUCCUCCAAGUUCAAGUUGGGUUGACCUCAGUACUGCUUGUGGGGCUCCACCUCCACCUCCACCUCCCCCACCUCCUUUGAAUUCUGUACGACCAAGCCCUCCAGUCCCACCUCCUCCUCCUCCCUUGGUACCUAGCAACAGAGGGACUGUUCCUCUGCUGCCUUUUCAAGCAGCAAAACCUGCUGGGGUUGUGCCUCCUCCGCCACCCUUACAUGGAGGAAGUUGUGGAGUACCAGGUCCACCACAGCCUCCUGGAUCCAAGGUUUCAAAUGCACCAGCACCAUCCCCUCCAACAUUAAGUAGGGGAAAAAUUAGUUCAUCAAGUUUAGGAAGAGGUUGUGGAUCUACACAACCUGCUAGUGAACCAAAAAAGGCUUCAUUGAAGCCAUUACAUUGGGUGAAAGUUACUCGUGCAAUGCAAGGAAGUCUGUGGGCUGAUAAUCAGAAACAAGAGAAUCAGACAAGGGCCCCUGAGAUUGAUCUUUCUGAGCUGGAAAGUCUAUUCUCCACUAAUGUUGCAACUAAUGGAAGUGGGAAAGAUAAGGCUGGAACUCGACGUGGUUCUAGCAUCAGCAAGCCAGAGAUAGUUCAGCUGGUUGACUUGCGCAGAGCAAAUAAUUGUGAAAUCAUGCUUACAAAAAUUAAAAUGCCUCUUCCAGAUAUGAUCAAUGCAAUCUUAGCUCUGGAUGCUUCAGUUUUGGAUAUUGACCAAGUGGAAAAUCUGAUCAAAUUUUGCCCAACAAAAGAAGAAAUGGAGAUGCUGAAGAACUACACUGGCAACAAAGGAAUGCUUGGGAGAUGUGAGCAGUUUUUCAUGGAGCUCAUGAAGGUUCCUCGAGUAGAAUCCAAGUUAAGGGUCUUCUCUUUUAGGAUCACCUUCUCCACUCAGGUGAAGGAGUUACGAGCCAACUUGAAUACAAUCAAUGGUGCAUCUAGAGAGGUAAAAGAGUCUAUGAAGUUGCGACAAAUAAUGCAGACAAUUCUUACAUUAGGAAAUGCACUAAACCAAGGCACGGCACGAGGUUCUGCUGUGGGAUUCAGACUGGACAGCCUUCUUAAACUAUCAGAUACUCGUGCGAGAAAUAACAAAAUGACAUUAAUGCAUUAUUUAUGCAAGCUUCUUGCUGAGAAAAUGCCUGAGUUGCUUGAUUUUGAUAAAGAUUUGGUUCAUUUGGAAGCAGCCUCUAAGAUCCAAUUAAAGUUGGUAGCUGAAGAAAUGCAAGCAGUUAGCAAGGGUCUUGAAAAGGUCGAGCAAGAACUUACAGUUUCUGAAAAUGAUGGUGAUAUCUCCAUGGUCUUUCGGAAGGCCUUGAAAAGUUUUCUUGAUACUGCAGAGGCUGAUGUGAGGUCCCUUAUAUCAUUAUAUUCUGAAGUGGGAAGAAAUGCUGAUUCCUUAGCUCAGUAUUUUGGUGAAGAUCCAGCUCGUUGUCCAUUUGAACAAGUGAUAUCAAUUUUAGUUGUCUUUGUAAAUUUGUUCAACAAAGCACGUGAUGAGAAUGCUCGGUUAGCCGAAGUUGAAAAGAAGAAAAUGGAAAAGGAGGCCAUGAAAGACAAAGUGAAUGCUUCUGCUAAAAAGAAUUGAGCUGACGCUUGUAACCCAAGAUUUAAUUUCCCAAGGUGGAAACAAUACAUGAUCGACAGCCAUUUGCAGAGCUUAAUGGCCAUAAUAUCAAUGGUGGUAGAUCGACAAAGGGUUGAAUACGUUUUCAUUCUAUUGGAUCUGGACAGGAGAUUCACCAUGGAGUUGCUAAGUGUGUCGAGCUGUCUGGUGGAAGAUGCAAGGUUUUGGCUUUUAACGUUCCUGUUAAAAGCCCCCCCCAAGAAUGCAAUGGAUCGAGGUCUCAAUGGACACCAUGGACCGGAUCAACUGUAAUAUAACAGAACACGGGAACACUUCGUAGCUCUUGCAUAGGUGGCAUCAAACUGCUCCAUUGCUGGUCUAUGUGGAGCAUUUCUCUUGCAACCACCGUUUACAUGUUGACAAAAUCUUUAAUGUGAAUAGUUGGUUUGCAUGUACAUACGCUGUGUAGGUCAACAUACAGCCUGUAGUCAACAACGAUGCUGGCCAUUUUUACGUGUUUACAGGACAUCAGUCUUCAGACUCUUCCAUAAAAUUUCUGCCCCCGCCACCUACUCCCCCUUUGUGUUCUAAUUUGCAACGAGUCACCCCAUUCUAUGUGUGAAGUGGGAUCUUCUGUUGAAGUCAGAACAAGAGGCAGUCGUAUCUGCUACAGACAAUCCAAGUCCAUAGACAUUUCUGGAGAUGUGGAUUACCGGUUCUCUUUUCAGAUCUUGAAUUUAGUGGCAGUCCAUAAGAUAUUAGAAUUAAUGAUGCAGCAAAACUUUCCUGUGAUCUUCUUCAUAUUUCAGUGGUAAAGUAAAAUGAAGCUUAGGGAGAGGUUGGUCUAAAUCAAGCAAGUUGUGUCAAACAGUGUGAAAUAGUAUAUUAAAAUAUGUGGCAGAAGUUUGCCAUUUGGGCGAUAUUUGGUUUA
This is a messenger RNA of Elaeis guineensis (African oil palm), 5541 nucleotides long. The record is from RefSeq and is a predicted model, not a curated record. Lineage: Eukaryota; Viridiplantae; Streptophyta; Magnoliopsida; Arecales; Arecaceae.